AACAGAUUUACACAAAACUUCUGUUUUUUUCUUUUUUUGAAACCUAAAGGACGAAACUUUGAGAAAAUGGCAGCAAAAGCAAUUCCAGAGUUAAACAAGUUUCUCUCUUCCCACUAGGGCUAUAUAUUAUGAACCCUAGAUUAUAGACACUGACUCCGAUUUUGGGGAGAAAAAAUGAUGAACAAUGGCUGCGAUGAAGUCUCUCCGCGGUCAGAGAUCGCUCUUCUGGGUAGUGUUGAAACAAUGUUGGAGAAAAUCUACGAGAAACACAAUCAUCGUCUUCCGAUAAGUGUGGAGACAAGGCGAAAACUUUCUUCGAUUUCUGAGGAAUUGGCUCUGGAAACACUUAGGAAAGUUUUCAAUAAGCCGUAUUUGAAGACCCUCGAUGGGUUAAUCAUGUAUUUUGUUAAAGGGACAGUCACUGUUGAUGGCUCUCCACGCCUGAGUCCCGGCGAGUCUCCAGUACAGUCUCCUAGAACUCCUGCCAAAAAAAGUUGCAGGGCUUCUCAAGAUGUGUCUCUUGAUUUGGAAACUCCCUCUCCUAAGUUCAUGAAAAGAGAAGAAAAUGGUGGAUCUAAGUACAUUCCUCCGCUUUUAGCUUUGGGUGAACUUGAAUUCAAGAAGGCGUUUCUGUUGCUUAGCUAUAUUGGAGGGGAAUCCCUUGUUGAGGAGGUUAUAUCUGGUGAUCAGAUCAGAAAAUGGAAGGAUUUGCCAAUGGUUUCAUAUGAAGCAGCGGUUUGGAACCGGUUGGGACAGCGUUAUUGUUCCCCCAAGGAGCGAAGAAGGCCACUUGAAGGGGAUAGUGGGAUGACCCAUUACUAUCAAUGUCAUGUUGCUACCGAUGGUAGUUACAAAUUCAAGGGUCAUCUUCUGGAGAACACUGGAACACACCUGCACAAGGUUUUGGGUGAUGAUAACGUUCUAACUGUCAAAUUUGAUAAAGUGUUAGGCGUGGAAACCUAUUGUAAUGACCUUUACUCUACAUACAAAGGGAUUGCUAAGAAUGGUAUCAUGGUUGGGUUACGCCGUUAUCGAUUUUUUGUUUUCAAAGAUGGAGGGAAAGAAGAGAAGAAGAAAGAUGUUUCUACAAAGGGAGUUAAAUGCUACUUUAUACGCACAGACUCGACAGCUUCAAUUGAUAUGCAAAAUCCCUAUAUCUUCGCCGGAAAGUCAAUGCAUGAAGCACGUAUGCAUUUUAUGCAUGUGAAUACUUUGUCAUCUUUGCCCAACUAUAUGUCAAGGUUUUCUUUAAUUCUGUCAAAGACUAAAACGCUCGAAGUUGACAUGACUGGAAUUACCUUUGAGCAAAUCGAUGAUAUACACUGCCAUGAUCAAGAUGAUAAGGAUGUUCUUGACAAGAAUGGGAAACCUUGUAUACAUUCAGAUGGAACUGGCUACAUCUCUGAGGACCUUGCUCGGAUGUGUCCAGUUAAUAUUUUUAAAGGGAAAUCUAUGAGAAGUAACAAUAUUCAGAGUAAGAAUUUAAAUUUUGAAGGACAGGGACCAUGUGGCCAAGAGCCGCCUCUGCUGAUCCAGUUUCGGAUUUUUUAUAAUGGCUAUGCUGUUAAGGGAACUUUUCUCACAAACAAGAAACUUCCUCCUCGGACUGUCCAGGUUCGACCUUCUAUGAUCAAGGUGUAUGAAGAUCGAACCUUGUCAAAUCUUAGUACCUUUAACUCCUUGGAGGUAGUCACUACAAGUAAUCCACCAAGAAAGGCGAGGCUAUCAAGAAAUUUGGUGGCGCUACUUAGUUAUGGAGGAGUCCCUAAUGACUUCUUUUUGAAUAUAUUGCGCAACACGCUGGAAGAGUCCAAAACCAUAUUCUACAGUGAACGUGCUGCGUUUAAAGCUGCCAUUAAUUAUGGGGACGACCAGUACACUGCAGAUAUGAUCUUGGUUGGUAUCCCUCUUGAUGAACCAUACUUGAAGGAUCGUCUUUCUUAUCUCUUAAAGACAGAGAGGAAUGCUCUCAAAGCAGGAAGGUUUCCUAUUGACGAAUCAUACUAUAUCAUGGGCACAGUGGAUCCCACCGGGGAGCUUAAGGAAAAUGAAAUCUGUGUCAUCCUCCAUUCUGGCCAAAUUUCCGGGGAUGUGUUAGUUUACAGAAAUCCUGGAUUACAUUUUGGAGACAUACAUGUACUUAAGGCUACCUAUGUUAAGGCCUUAGAAGACUAUGUUGGAAAUGCCAAGUUUGCUGUGUUCUUCCCUCAGAAAGGUCCAAGAUCCUUGGGCGAUGAGAUUGCUGGUGGUGACUUUGAUGGCGAUAUGUAUUUCAUAUCCAGAAAUCCCAAGCUACUGGAACACUUCAAGCCAAGUGAACCAUGGGUGAGUUCUUCUAAACCUAGUAAAAUUUACUGUGGAAGAAAGCCAAGUGAACUAUCAGAAGAAGAGUUGGAAGAAGAGCUAUUCAAAAUGUUCUUAAAAGCAAGAUUUUGUAAGAGAGACGUUAUAGGGAUGGCUGCAGAUUGCUGGCUAGGAAUAAUGGACCCUUUCCUCACCUUAGGAGAUGAGAGUGCUAAGGAAAAAUAUGAAAGGAAGAAGAAUAUUCUUAAGUUGAUUGAUAUAUACUAUGAUGCUCUUGAUGCACCAAAAAAGGGGGCUAAGGUUGAUCUCCCGCCCGAUCUAGAGAUCAAAAAUUUUCCACAUUACAUGGAGCGUGACCCUAAGAGAGAUUUCAGGUCCACUUCUAUUCUUGGAUUAAUCUUUGACACUGUGGAUUCUCAUAAUGCAGAGGAACCCCCACCAUCUGAAAUCAGUAAACUCUGGUAUUUUGAAGAUGAACCGGUCCCUAAGUCUCACAUGGAUAAAUUUACAUCCUGGUACGAGAAUUACCGAAGUGAAAUGUCCCAAGCGAUGAUGGAAACUGAUAAGGUUAAGAGGAAUCAAUUAACCAAUGAAGUUAUCCAGAGGUACAAGCAGGAUUUCUAUGGCGCUGCAGGGUUUGAAGACAGCAAUAAAAGUCUGGAAGAACUCUACCCCCAAGCCUUGGCACUCUACAACGUCGUUUACGAUUAUGCCAUUCAGGAAGGUGUUGCGAAAUGUACAUUUGCCUGGAAUGUUGCAGGACCGGUCCUGUGCAAAUUUUACCUUAAGAAAACGAAGGAUAAAUCAGUAGUGGCUUCAACGUCUGUGCUUAAAAAGCUUUUGGGUUGAACAGACUUACUUGUCCUGUUUGUUGUCUUCAUGUAUCAUAAGAUGCGUUAGACAAGUAUCUGACCUAGGUAACCGAACUUAUAGGCGAAGCUAUGUGGUGUACUUCCUUUGUUUAAGUUAUAACUUAAGAUUUGUCAUCUAGUGUACAAGUAAUUCCGUGUGUAUGUUUGCUUAUGGAAUAAAUAAAGAAAACUAAUGCUUAUAUUUAAUUUCAA
Molecule: messenger RNA, 3368 nt
Organism: Arabidopsis thaliana (thale cress)
Lineage: Eukaryota; Viridiplantae; Streptophyta; Magnoliopsida; Brassicales; Brassicaceae
Product: RNA-dependent RNA polymerase family protein
Exons: 18
Coding region: 175-3153 (992 amino acids)
Biological process (GO): RNA-templated transcription; regulatory ncRNA-mediated gene silencing
Molecular function (GO): RNA-directed RNA polymerase activity; 5'-3' RNA polymerase activity
Source: RefSeq, marked reviewed